AGCAAGUUUAUUUGGCGUAGGACGCACCACAGUUGGGGAAAUAGUUGUGGAUUUUUGCAAAGCUGUGUGCACAAAUUAAUCGGAUUGCAUCAAUUCCUAUCCACCAAGCACAGAAGAAGUAGAGCGAAAUGUACAAGGUUUUGCACACCUUGGUUUUCCGCAAUGUUUUGGAGCAAUAGAUGGCUGCCACAUUGAGGUUCAGCCGAAAAAGGAAGAUGCGAUCGAUUAUUACAAUUAUAAGGGGUGGUAUUCGGUUGUUCUGCUGGCAAGUUGCGACUAUAGAUGAAGGUGAUGGUGACGGCAUUGGACAUGACGGUGAUGGUGACGGCAACGAAGGUGGCAGCGGACAUGAUGGCGAUGGUGACGGCAACGAAGGUGGCAGCGGACAUGAUGGCGAUGGCAACGGAGGUGAUAAUGGUGGGUCGGACGGCGGCAACAAUUGGGUUAAUGUUGAAUUCUAAAAAAAAUUAACUUUAUA
Messenger RNA from Bactrocera neohumeralis, 478 nucleotides. RefSeq names its product glycine, alanine and asparagine-rich protein-like. Bases 180 to 461 code for a protein of 93 amino acids. NCBI's taxonomy places the organism in Eukaryota, Metazoa, Arthropoda, Insecta, Diptera, Tephritidae. The record is from RefSeq and is a predicted model, not a curated record. The transcript is spliced from 2 exons.